Molecule: messenger RNA, 747 nt
Organism: Diachasma alloeum
Lineage: Eukaryota; Metazoa; Arthropoda; Insecta; Hymenoptera; Braconidae
Exons: 4
Coding region: 1-714 (237 amino acids)
Biological process (GO): digestion; lipid catabolic process
Cellular component (GO): extracellular region
Molecular function (GO): enzyme activator activity
Source: RefSeq, a predicted model, not a curated record
AUGUGGGUCUUUGCAGCUGUUCUCCUCGCUCUCACAGUCAUCUGUGAUGGCAGGUACAUGAGGAUCAAGAGCAAGCCGCGGGAUGUGUUCUUCAAGUAUCGGGAGGGGGUGACAGGGGAGAAAACCCUCCCCAAAUGUCGGCCCCACGACGCCUGCAACAUUCUCUACAAGCGAUUCUGGACGGAUGACAUUGUGGAAAGACUCUGCAGAUGUCCUAGUGGUGACGAGUGUCCAUGGACCGAUGAAUUCGACAAUCACACGAUGAGUAUCAACAACAGAUCCUAUCUGAAGGAAUUGUUGAAUUCACAGUUUUGUGAGCCUGUGAAUCACGAGAAUAUCUGCAAGCCCCGUAAAACCGCAGCUGUUGUUCGUGGAGAAAUAGACGAAGACCCCCAGAACCUGACGGUCCACAGGGUCAGAGUCAAUUGCUACUGCCCGAGUACUCAUUACUGGCAUGUCCAGAGCUACGAUUACAACGACAACAAGGUUCAUCAGCACUUCAGGUGCUCCAAGCAAAGAAUGUGCUGGAGCUAUGAAUUCUGCGGACUCGUGAGAACCGAUUUCUAUUCAACUUACUAUCGGUGCUCGUGCCCAACUGGAAAUUUGUGCAUCAAUAGGGAUAAGGAGUUGGAGAGCGUUCAGGAGUUUUUGUAUUCAGGAGAUGCUAUAAAUGCCUACUGCCAUCCUUGGAAUAUAAGCAGUAGAUAUUACUGACGGGGACUGAGGAAUUUUUUAAAAUUUUUUGUA